AAGAAGAAGAAACUGGAGAAAGGGGCACUCGUGGACUGUGUGGAGAUGAUUGGAGACUCGGUGGACGAGCUGAGCCGUACGCUCGGCGUUUUGAAGCAUCUCCGCGUCUCAGGCGGUUCGGCUAAGGAGUUCCGGUGGCAGAUGAGCAAUGCACAGACGUGGGCUAGCGCUGCGCUUACAGAUGACGACACGUGUCUUGAUGGGUUUCAAGGUAUCGACGGUGAAAUCAAAACGGAGGUGAAGCAGUGGAUGACCAAGGUGGCGAGGGUUACGAGCAACGCGCUUUACAUGAUCAACCAGCUAGAUGAGACACGUGGCAAACCCCAU
Camelina sativa (false flax) is the source of this 327-nucleotide messenger RNA. The record is from RefSeq and is a predicted model, not a curated record. NCBI's taxonomy places the organism in Eukaryota, Viridiplantae, Streptophyta, Magnoliopsida, Brassicales, Brassicaceae.